AUGGUCGGCGCGGAUUCGGCAGCAUUUGAUCGAUACGUCAUUGUGUCCUCGUGUUUGUAUCCUGAUAGGAUAGAUGCCGGCAUUGUUGAGAGCUGCUCGAUAAUCUGCGACAGCUCCUAUGAGGUGGAGGCUAUUGAGGAAAGAAAGGAUAUGUUAGUGCUGCGGUCGAGAGAGUCUUGGAGAGAGAACUUGCACGUAUGA
Messenger RNA from Penicillium robsamsonii, 201 nucleotides. RefSeq lists its product as uncharacterized. Bases 1 to 201 code for a protein of 66 amino acids. The record is from RefSeq and is a predicted model, not a curated record. The transcript has a single exon. Lineage: Eukaryota; Fungi; Ascomycota; Eurotiomycetes; Eurotiales; Aspergillaceae.